Messenger RNA from Chenopodium quinoa (quinoa), 1634 nucleotides. RefSeq lists its product as uncharacterized. The record is from RefSeq and is a predicted model, not a curated record. The transcript is spliced from 6 exons. NCBI's taxonomy places the organism in Eukaryota, Viridiplantae, Streptophyta, Magnoliopsida, Caryophyllales, Amaranthaceae. Bases 283 to 1263 code for a protein of 326 amino acids.
AAUAUUGGGUCUACAAUAAUUUAUUAAUAAUUUAUUGUAAAUCGGGUUUAUACAACACUUGCUAGAAGAAGAAAUAUAAAAAAAAAAUCAGUAAAAAUAAUUUCAGUUCAAUAAUAUUAAUUUCAGUUUAGUAAAAUAAUUUAAAUUCAGAAAAAAAAAUAAUAAAAUAAAAAAUAAAAAUCCGGGCCACCUAAAAACUAGUUAUCUUUAAGCCGGUCGCCGAGAGGGAAGGGAUAAAAUUGAGCGCAAAAUGUGGAGGAAAUCAAGCCAAAUGCAGCAAAAAUGAUAGUAAAUUCAAACCUCAUCUCCUCCAAUUUCCUACGCUUUGGCCCUGUUUCUCUUCAUCCCAAACCUUUUAACCCAAACACCUUAUUAUUAACAAAACCUCCAAUUUUGGUCAAGUUAAACUACUGCAAGAGGAUACCCAUUAAUCAAUAUCAAAAGUUAAAAAAUACCCAAAUUUGUUUAAGUUCAAAAUUCAAAGACCCAAUUGUGGAAGAUAAUGAUUCCAGUGAAAGUGAUGUUGGAGGUGAUGAAGAUGGUGGUAAUGGUGGAGAUUGGACUACCUCAAUUUUGCUCUUCUUGUUCUACGCUGGACUCAUGUACUAUGUUUUCAAUCUUUCUCCUAACCAAACCCCGUCUAGGGACAUGUACUUCUUGAAGAAGCUCUCUAACUUGAUCGGAGAUGAUGGAUUCGAGAUGAAUAGGAUACUUGUGUCGCUUUGGUACAUUAUGGGUUUAUGGCCAAUUGUUUACAGCAUGCUACUGAUUCCCUCUGGUAGAAGCUCGAAAAGCAACAUUCCUGUGUGGCCAUUCGCCACACUUUCAUUUUUUGGAGGAGUUUAUGCUCUCAUUCCAUAUUUCAUUCUAUGGAGACCUCCACCACCUCCAGUUAAAGAAGGCGAACUAAGUAGCUGGCCGCUGAACUUCUUGGAAUCAAAGCUGACAGCUGGGUUCUUGGGUGCUGUAGGACUAGGCCUUAUAGUAUAUGCAGGCUUGGCAAUAGAUGAGUGGAAGGAGUUCUAUCAGUAUUUCAGAGAAAGCAAGUUGGUCCAUGCAACCUCCCUUGAUUUCACUCUUCUAUCAGCAUUUGCACCUUUCUGGGUUUACAAUGAUAUGACAGCACGAAAAUGCUAUGACAAGACAGCUUGGCUUCUUCCUUUAUCGAUAAUCCCUUUCUUGGGUCCUGCUUUAUACCUGUUGUUGCGGCCACCACUAACAACAAUGCCUGUCUCACUUGAAAGUACACUGAAGUCUGAUUGAUGAUUUGCAUCAUUAUGCUGACACAACUGCCAUUGGAGUUUCUCAUAUGACACCAAAUGUUCUAAGAAGGUUAAGCAGGUGAAGAUGGUUGCUUUCACAUUGCCCAACAAAUAAGGAAGCAGAUAUUUGUGGCCAAAUCUAGCAGUUGGCGUGUUCCUCUACUUAACAUGCAGAUGGAUAUCAUUUUAGACCAAACUAAACUUGCUAACAUGCAAGUUAGUGGUUUUCAACCUGCUUUACUUUUAGGAAAGAAAAUUUUCAUUAGGGAAAUAUUCGAGGUUUUUUUAUAUUGGAUAAUUUCUGUUUCGCACCCUGAACCUAUAAAUAAUCAUACCUUCUGUUUUGCAGCAAUAAAAAUUCAGUUUGAUUCA